AGUUCAUCUGAGAUCCGCUGCUUCACUCGGCUGCUUCUAACGGAACUCACGGUUGCGCUGUGUUUGAAGAUGGCGGCUCCCAGCUUUUGUCGCCUCUUAGCUCUGCUCCUCAUCACACUGUCCCACACCUUGUACAGCUCUGAGAUCCCAUCUGAAAAUGCCAAACGGAGUCUGGCCCUGUCUUCCACCUCUGACUCCAAGCAAGACCAUGACAUGGGACUUCUGGGCGGCAGCCAACGACGGAGACACUGGUCAGGGAAAGACAGGGAUAGUGUUGUGCUUCACUCUCAAAGGCCACUGGAUCGACCGGAGGAUGAUGGGACAAGUCUGGAGGGUCUAAGCCCUGUAAGGCUGGAGAUAGGGCCCGGGGACAGUAUGAGGACGGAGGUUCAUGAGGAGGUCAGGGGUCCUGCUCAUAUGCGGCGGGGAAAUCAUCCACCGGAGGGAGAGUUCAAUCGUAAAGGCAGGAGACAUGGCCACGGGCAUCAGGCUGAUCACAGAAAACAGGGAGGCAAAAGAGACAAAGGUCGAGCUAAAGGGGAUCUCUAUGACCCUGAACCUGAAUUAGGCUCCUUGUUGAAGGAUAUGAAUGCAUUUGAGGAUGAUUUUUUCACCUCCCCGUCCAAUCACGACAAUGCCCCACUCACUGAAGCUCCCUCCCGUCUCUUCCCCAUUUUGGUAACCACGGCAAUCAACGAGCAUCCCCCAACACUGUCCCCAGCCUCCACCAAACCCCAGAAGCCGGCUCGAGGGAAGGCUCAAGGGGAGGUGAUGCCGACUCUGGACAUGGCUCUCUUUGACUGGACUGAUUAUGAGGAUAUGAAGCCUGUAGACACUUGGCCAUCCAACAAAAGAAAAGAUAAACGUCGUGGCAAAAACAAGAGUAAUGGGAACGCAACACUUGAUGCUGAUGUCAUUGACCCAUGUGACCAUCAUCUCGACUGCCUCCCUGGUCUGCGUUGUUAUGCCAAGUUCCACCGCAAGCGGAGGGUGACCCGAAGACGGGGCCGCUGUGUGGAGCCAGAAUCAGCCAACAGCAACCAAGGAGCCUUCAUCACCAUCUGACAUAUAGAGAGAUACCCCAUGACUGAUGAUGGACUGAGCUUUGAAGAAUGUGGGUCAAAGUUAAAUGUCCUCAGCCCACAGAAAAAAUUUACAUACACUGUUCAUCUGCCUGUCAGGGUUCUGCACCAUUCAGAAUUAAAUAUAGAAUGGCUUUUAAAUUCUUGGAUUUGAAUUGAGGUAGCAAUCAGGAUACAGAAUUAAUUUGAAACAGGAAGUAGAAUUGUAUUUUUCAGUUUGAAUUAAUCAUAAACGUUAUCACACACUCAACAUAUGGGAUAUUUCUAGAAACACUAGAUGAUAUUAAUAAUAAAAUGUUUGAAAUGCCAUAUAAUCAAAUUAUGUUUUUGGACCAUGGAAUUAAUCAAAGCCACCUAAUGGACCACUGAAU
This is a messenger RNA of Sinocyclocheilus rhinocerous, 1453 nucleotides long. Its product is annotated as draxin-like. Lineage: Eukaryota; Metazoa; Chordata; Actinopteri; Cypriniformes; Cyprinidae. The transcript has 6 exons. Gene Ontology annotation, biological process: axon guidance; Wnt signaling pathway. The record is from RefSeq and is a predicted model, not a curated record. Gene Ontology annotation, cellular component: extracellular region. The coding region runs from base 70 to 1065 and encodes 331 amino acids.